AUGUCUCUGCCAGGCAAUGGAAUAUUCGUGGUGCAGGGAGAGAUGGCUAUGCUUGUAACUGCCAUGCGGCGCAGCACUCGCUGGGGCUCUCACUCCUUUCCUAACGAGGAGUAUGACGUCCUAAUGAGAACUUUCCAGGACUUGAAGACAAUCCUGAAUCAAGUAGGAGAUUUACGGCUUCUUGAUCCAUCGACAUAUUUGAGUCCCUUCCUCGAAGUCAUUAGGAGUAAGGAGACAACUGGGCCUGUUACAAGUCUAGCUCUAUCGGCUAUACAUAAAUUUUUGUCAUAUGGACUUAUUGACCCAACUCAUCCGAGCGUACCGGCUACAGUGGAGGACAUUGCCGAUGCAGUCACGCACGCUCGAUUUGUCGGUACUGAUCACUCGUCAGACGGUGUGGUUCUGAUGAAGAUAUUGCAAGUUCUCCGCACUCUAAUGCUAAGUCCAGAGGGAGUUAUGUUGACAGACGAAAGUGUUUGUGAAAUUAUGCUGAGUUGUUUUCGUAUAUGUUUCGAAACAAGAUUGACAGAACUGUUACGCAAAAAUGCCGAACAGUGCCUCCGCGAUAUGACCCAGCUGAUCUUCAUGCGGCUGCCCCAGUUCCCGCCUGAAGACGCCACAAGUAGCAUGACAACCCUCAACCUCUCCCUCAAGAAGCGAGACAAGGCGACGAAAAAGAAAAAUCUGACCACGGCCCACAGCACGAAUUCCCUAGAUAGGAAAUCUUCACUAACCGAACAGUCAAAUCCAAGCGCGGUUGAGAAUACAACCGAAGCUGACACGAAGGCAGAUGUCGUACAUAUGAACAACCGCGACAAGAACCUGAUCAACGAGGCUGAAAUCACCAUAGAGCCCCUGGACAGUAGCAGGAGCCCCGGGAAGAAGCACGGCCGCCACUCCUCGAUGGACCUGGCCAACGGCAGCGCUUCCAUCGCACAGCUGCUGGAGAAGUGCGUCAGCGGAGCCCCGACAACCCCCGCCGAGGGCGAAGUCCCAGCCGCGGCCGCGGCGGAGCCCGAAGGGGCAGCCGAUGCGCCCGUAGGGGGGAAGCCUGAAGAAGAAGAAGCUAAACCCGAAGAGGCUGGCAGGCCCGAAGAACAGAAGGAGAGCGAAGAGAGGCUCGAGGAGUAUGUGAACCAUCGCGGCAUCAGGUUCACGCCGCAGGAGGAGACGGCGGACCUGCAGCCGUACGGGCUGGUCUGCGUCAGGGAGUUGUUUAGGUUCGUGGUGUCGCUGUGCAACCCGCUGGAGGCGGGCAACAGCGGCGCCAUGGUGCAGCUGGGGCUGGCGCUGGCGGCCACGGCGCUCGAGGUGUGCGCCGACCGGCUGCCGGCGCACCCGGCGCUGCUGCGCCAGGUGCAGGACCCGCUCGCCAGGAACCUGCUCAGCUUGCUGGACACGGAGCGCAUCUCGAUAUUCGCCCUCGACCUGCAAAUCUCGUUCCUGAUGUUCGAGGCGCUGCGCCACCACCUCAAGUACCAGAUGGAGGCGUUCUUCAGGAAGAUCAUCGAGAUCGUCUCCGCGGACACGUCCAAGUCGAUCUACGAGCUGAAGGAGAUCCACCACCUGGCGCUCGAGAGCCUCGCGCAGAUGUUCCGCAUCCCGGGCCUCUGCACCGAGCUGUACCUCAACUACGACUGCGACGUGUACUGCGCCAACGUGUUCGAGGAGCUGACCAAGCUGCUCGCCAAGAACGUGGUCUCGUCGAGCGCGUACAACAUCCACGCGCUGUCGCUGGAGGCGCUGAUGACCAUCGUCGAGGCGGUGGAGGCGGGCACGAGCGAGAGGGCAGACGCGAGCGAGACGGACGCGGCGGAGGCGGCGGAGGGGGAGAGGGAGGGGGAGGGGAGGUGCGGGCACGUGUCGCUCGAGCUGGGCGGGCUGGAGGAGUCGCUGGCCGGCGACCACGUGGCCCACGACAUCGGCCACUUCUUGGACGCCAGGCCCGGCCGGCACGUGCCCUCGGCCCCGCUGCCCACCGAGGCCGAGCUGGACAACAUCAGGAACAUCAAGAAGUGGGUGAGCCAAGGCACGGAGCUGUUCAACCAGAAGCCGGAGCGGGGAAUCGAGUUCCUGCAGGAGCAUGGGGUCCUGGCCAGCCCCCUGGAUCCCCAUCAGGUGGCCGCCUUCCUGCGGGAGAAUCCCGACCUAGACAAGAAGAUGAUCGGCGAGUACAUCUGCAAGCGGUCGUCGCGCGGCGAGGAGGGCGGGCCUUCGGUGCUGUCUGCGUUCGCGGCCAGCUUCCAGUACGCGGCGCUGCGCAUCGACCAGGCGCUGCGCCUCUACCUGGAGACGUUCCGGCUGCCGGGCGAGGCGCCGCUCAUCUUCCUCGUCAUGGAGAAGUUCGCCGAGCGCUGGCACACGACGAACGGCGAGCCGUUCGCCAACACGGACGCCGCCUUCCGGCUGGCCUACGCCAUCAUAAUGCUGAACAUGGACCAGCACAACCACAACGCGAAGAAGCUCAACGUGCCGAUGACCGUGGAGGACUUCGUGAAGAACUUGCGCGGCUGCAACGGCUCCGGCGACUUCGACCAGCCGAUGCUCGAGGCGAUCUUCCACUCUAUUAAGAACGAGGAGAUGGUGAUGCCGGCGGAGCGCGUGGGCGCAGUGCGCGACGCGUACCUGUGGCGGGUGCUGCAGCGGCGCGGGCGCACCGCCGCCGCCGCCUACCGCGCGCCGCCGCCGCGCCACGCCCACCACAAGCGCCUGCUGCCGCUGCUCUGCCCGCCCGCGGUGUCAGCUCUAUCGGCCGCCUUCGAGCGCGCCCCUCCCCCCACCGCGGAGGAGGUGGAGAGCGGUGGUGGUGGCAGUGGCGGUGGCGGUGGAAACGCAGCGCUGGUGGCGCUGGGCGGGCUGGAGCGGUGCGCGGCGCUGGUGGCGCGUCUGCAGCCGGACACCAUGCCCCUGGACAGCGUGGUGCUCACGCUGUGCAAGUUCAGCGGGCUGCUGGCUCCCCACCAGGCCGGAUACAUCGCCGUCGGUGUGGCCCUGGGCCAGUCGGCGAAGGCCCAGCUGGCGCUGCGCAGGGCCUGCCUGGUGGCGGCCCGCCACGCCGACUGCCUGCGCGACUCCUGGCGCCACCUGCUGGAGAUCCUCAACACGCUCUACCUGGGCCGGCUGCUGCCCAAGUGCCUGGUGGAGGCGGAGGACUACUUGGCGCCGGGCGGCACCGUCUCGCUGGUGCGGGACGUCUCGCGGGGCUCCGAGGCCGGCCUGCUGUCCAGCCUCUACUCCUACAUCGCGCUCGGCGAGAGCGGCGCGCGCACCCCCACGCCCCACGAGAGGGCGCUGAUCGAGGCGGCGACGGAGUGCGUGGCCAAGUGCAACCUGCCCGGCCUGCUCAUCACAGAGACCAGGUUCCUGCAGCUGGAGAGCUUGCAGGAACUGAUCAGGGCGAUGGUGGCAGUGGGAACGCCCCCAGACGCAGAUAGCCUGCAACUAAACCCUCAACUGGAGGACAUCACCAUUUUCUUCUUGGAGCUUCUCGGCAAGACUCUGAUACAGAAUCGGGACCGGCUGCUGUGCGUGUGGCAGGAGGCGGGCGCGCACGUGGAGCGCGUGGUGGCGUGGGCUGCCACGCGCGGCCACCAGCCGCUCACCAGGGCGCUGACGAUGCUGCUGCGCACCGCCGCGCGGCUCAUGCGCUGCGAGCUGUGCGCGCCGCCAGUGCUGCAACACCUCACGCUGCUCUUCCGGCUGCCCUACAAGCUCUUCUACCAGCAGGCGGACGUGAUAUCGUGCGGCCUGUACGAGCUGGUGAAGACCUCGGCGCAGAACGUGCACAGCGGCGAGGAGUGGGGGGUGCUGUUCUCCCUGCUGGCGGCAGCUGGUGCGGGCGCCUGGCCCGAGGGGGACGGCGCCGACUGGCCCGCCACCGCCAGUUCAGCUUCGAGCCGCUCAGAGGGAUCCGACGAGGAGAUAGAGAAGAGACCCACUAGCGUCUCCUCCGAGAGCGAACUUUCGCACUCCCCGCAAACGCAGGGCUGGAUUCUGGUGAGGAGGGAGUCGCGCGGCGGGGCGGAGGGCGUGCGGCUGCGCGCGCACCGCGCGUCGGCGCUGGCGCGCUGCGCGGAGGCGCUGGCGCUGGUGGUGCGCGACGUGGCGCACGUCACGCCGCACAACUGCCGCGCGGCCGUGCGCGCCGUGCGCCUGCUCGCGCGCGCCACGCUGCACGCGCACGGCAAGAAGAGCAGCCGCGGCGAGGAGAGGAGGGGGCGGGGCGCGAGGCGCCGGGCUGACGACUCCAGCGACGAGGAGCUGGACACCCUCGACCAGUACCACAUGGUCAGCAUACAGCUGCUCGACCUGAUGCACACGCUGCACAGCCGCACCGCCCAGAUCUUCAAGUGGUGGCGCGACGAGGCGGACCACGGACAAGGCGAGGACUACGACCUUUGGGAGGUGGCGUGGAAACCGCUGCUGCAGGGCAUCGCGGAGUUCUGCACGGACAGGCGGCGACAGGUCGCGAACAGCGCGAUAGCUUAUCUACAGCGGGCUCUUCUGGCGCCGGCUCUGUCCGCCCUCGGCGGCGGCGGGUGGGAGGCGUGCUUCGAGCACGUUCUUCUGCCACUCCUCUCGGAGCCCCCACGGAGGGCGGACGCUGCGGCGCGCGCUGACACCGUCAUGUGCAAGGUGUUCCUGCAGCACCUGCAAGCGCUGAGCGGCCGCGCCUCCUUCGGCGCCUUGUGGGCGCGAGUGCUGCGCGUGCAGCGCUCUCUGCUGACGGCGCCUCAGGAGCCCCUCCGCGAGGCGGCGCUCGAGUCGCUCAAGAACAUGCUUCUCGUCAUGCACUCCGUGCGGAUAUUCAACACCGGCGACAACUACAACGACCUGUGGUACAUCACCUGGGAGAUCAUCGGUGAAUUCCUGCCAAAUCUCAAGGAGGAACUAUUCCCCGGAGUGAUAGACAACAGCAGGCCCACCGCGAACCUUCCGAGCCACAUGCAGCCGCACCUGCCGCCGAGCCUGCCGACCCUGGUGCCGGUCUCCCCCGUGCCGAGCCAGCCCGCACUGAGCCAGCCCGCAGCGAGCCAGCCCGCACCGAAAGCCAGCCCGCAGCCCGCGCAGCCGCCGAACAUUCUGGUCAACGUGCAAACGCCGCCCUCCCUGGUGGCACCGACCCCGAUAAGUGCUCCGAACGGAGCACCAACGGGCGACACGGCACCAAACCCCGCGCCCGUCAGCGGGAUGGUGCCGAUCAGGAAUCCGCUGUACGACCAGUCGGGGCUGACCUCGUCCGUCCUGCUGCAGCCCCUGAACGAGAUGAUAUCAACGCCAAUAGGCAUAUCGAUACAGACGCAGCCGCCCGUGCUGUACCCGAGGGCACCUGACCCCCAGAGAGUCCAAGCGCCAAGCGAAAACGAACCUAAACCCAAAGCGGUAGAGUCCACGCCCACCACCAACGACCAGGACACGAACAACAUCGUCAAGGACACGCAGCAGAGCGAGCUCUACGCCGAAUACCUCUCCGACCCCUACAACGACUCCAAAGAACUCUCGCCGAAAGAGGCCACUCUGUACGACCCGGAGGACAACCGCCACGUAUCCGGCACGAAGGACCAAGAUCCAGAAUCGCUGGAGAUCACGCCGAUGCUCUCGCAAAAGUCCUACAGCGCCAAUACGACCCCUAUGCACGUAAGGAAUAAGGCUCAGUUCGGCUCAAGCGAGAACGUCCGGCAGGAGUCUGGCAUAUUCAACUUCGCCAGCUACUUCGGCGCCUCGAACGACCUGGUUGUACCCGGUUCGGAGGUCUUCGACACCUUGAUGUCCACGCAGGAGGGA
This is a messenger RNA of Iphiclides podalirius (scarce swallowtail), 5784 nucleotides long. The record is from the annotation of a GenBank genome assembly. NCBI's taxonomy places the organism in Eukaryota, Metazoa, Arthropoda, Insecta, Lepidoptera, Papilionidae.